UAGAUCUGUUUCCGGCCAUUUUUCUCCGAUCAACACGUUAGAAUUUGCGUCUCUAUUUCAAACUCACAGAAACCCUAAAACUCUCCACCAAAACCCUAAUCUUCUAGCUACCUAAGUUUUCUACAUUUCGCAGUAGUAUAGAAACAAUCACAACUGAGCAACAAUGUCGAUGUCGAAGAGUUCAAAGAUGCUCCAAUAUAUCAAUUAUAGGAUGCGCGUGACAAUCCAAGAUGGCCGUCAGCUCGUCGGUAAGUUCAUGGCCUUCGAUCGACACAUGAAUCUCGUCCUCGGCGAUUGCGAAGAGUUCCGUAAGCUCCCACCUGCAAAAGGUAAGAAGAACGAAGAACGCGAGGAACGACGAACUCUAGGGCUUGUUCUUCUCCGUGGAGAAGAGGUUGUGUCCAUGACUGUUGAAGGUCCUCCUCCUCCUGAAGAAUCACGAGCUAAAGCAGUCGGUGCUGCUGCCAUGGCUGGCCCUGGUCUUGGCCGUGCCGCAGGCCGUGGAAUCCCUACAGCGCCGCUUGUGCAGGCUCAACCUGGGCUUGCUGGUCCUGUUCGUGGUGUUGGUGGGCCGGCUCCCAAUAUGAUGCAACCUCAGAUUUCACGGCCACCGCAGCUAUCAGCACCGCCAAUGGCUUAUCCACAGGGUCCGGUGAUUCGUCCGCCAGGACAGAUGCCUGGUUUCCCUGGGCAACCCCCACAGCCGCUGGGUAGAGGCCCACCACCACCGGGGCCUUCUCAGUUCCCUCCUCGGCCUGGCACUGGGCCAACUCAGCCGUUCCCAGUGCCACCGCAGUUUGGGCAGCGGCCGAUGAUGCCUCCGCCUCAAAUGAUGAGGGGACUACCUCCGCCACCACGACCAGGUAUGCCAGGUCCACCCCCUCCACGACCGGGAAUGCCGCCUCCACCUGGUGGCACUAUUCCAAUUUAUGGUCCACCACGUCCUGGUAUGCCCCCACCACCGAAUCCUCAGCAACAGCAACAGAAUCAGCAGCAGCAGCAGCAGUGAUUCGGUAUGUGCUUUUGCCUACUCGGUCAGGAGAACAAAUUUUUUGUCCAAUUUUGUAUCCGUAGUUUCUUGGGCUGUUCUCAAUUUGGGUACGAUAUUUUAGCAAUAACAUAGAACAAUUCUCCAUAUUGUUUUAGGGUAAAUGGUUAGAUAUUGAUUUCUGUCUAUGUUAGCUAGUGCUUCUUUUGCUUUUUGUGGGUGAUGUGCUCCUAGAUAGAGUGGAAUUGUGGAACAGGACUCGUGUAGCCAACCUAAACUCUCAGAUUAUUUGGAUAAGGACAGGUUAAAUUGAGUUUUCCUUUGUUUUUCUGUA
This is a messenger RNA of Telopea speciosissima, 1322 nucleotides long. RefSeq names its product small nuclear ribonucleoprotein-associated proteins B and B'-like. The transcript has a single exon. Gene Ontology annotation, cellular component: U2-type prespliceosome; catalytic step 2 spliceosome; U1 snRNP. Lineage: Eukaryota; Viridiplantae; Streptophyta; Magnoliopsida; Proteales; Proteaceae. The record is from RefSeq and is a predicted model, not a curated record. Gene Ontology annotation, molecular function: RNA binding. The coding region runs from base 164 to 1009 and encodes 281 amino acids. Gene Ontology annotation, biological process: mRNA splicing, via spliceosome.